AUGGAACAGGGUGUAAUGAAACAGCUCGACCUUCAUGGUCGCAUAGGGCGUACCUGUGACAAUUUAAAGAAGACAGGACAGGCGAACAUCACUCGAGCUCAUAUCGCGACCGCGCUCAAGCUACUCGAAGACAAGUGGACGAGAUUCGAGAGCGGACACGACGCGCUGCUUUCAAAUCACGCCGCCGCACUGGCGGACCACGAGUACUUGACGAGCGACGUCUCUUCAGAGGUCGAAAACACGUACGUGCAUCAACGAGCCUUGCUGCUCGCUUGGGAAGCAAGCCUACCUGCCCUCGGGGAGACUAAGAAACUGCCGAGUGACUCUGCAGCAAACAAGACGACUUUACCACGCAUCCAAUUGCCAACCUUCAGUGGCAAGUACGAGGAAUGGCCAUCCUUUCGAGACCUCUUCACAUCAAUCAUUAGCCGAGACGCCUCCCUCAGUGAGGUGGAGAAGCUACACUACUUGAAGGGGUGCCUGAAAGGAGAAGCAGAGUUACAUGUCAGAGCUCUACCAACGAUCGACAAAAACUUUUCUCGAGCUUGGUCAGCCCUUCAAGGUUUCUACGAAAACAAGCGGAUCAUGGUACGUUCCGUUUUCGCGACCUUCACAUCGUUCUCCAAAAUGAAGGGUGAGUCAGCGACCGAGCUACGGAAGCUAUACCAUUGCGUGGUAAACACGGUCGGUACGUUGGAGGGCAUCGGGCGCCCGAUAAACAAGUCCGAGGAUCUUUUCGUGUUCCUCGCCUCCGAACUGCUCGAUCCAAAGUCGCGUCGCGAAUGGGAGGGGUCGUUGAACGACAACACCGAUCCACCUAGCUUUGACGAGUGGCACCCGUUUGGCCACGUUAAUAUUGACCACAGUCCCGAUUGA
This is a messenger RNA of Vollenhovia emeryi, 876 nucleotides long. RefSeq lists its product as uncharacterized. The coding region runs from base 1 to 876 and encodes 291 amino acids. The record is from RefSeq and is a predicted model, not a curated record. Lineage: Eukaryota; Metazoa; Arthropoda; Insecta; Hymenoptera; Formicidae. The transcript has a single exon.